Molecule: messenger RNA, 1121 nt
Organism: Pisolithus orientalis
Lineage: Eukaryota; Fungi; Basidiomycota; Agaricomycetes; Boletales; Pisolithaceae
Product: mitochondrial carrier domain-containing protein
Exons: 7
Coding region: 72-983 (303 amino acids)
Biological process (GO): oxaloacetate transport; mitochondrial transport; succinate transmembrane transport
Cellular component (GO): mitochondrial membrane
Molecular function (GO): thiosulfate transmembrane transporter activity; sulfate transmembrane transporter activity; malate transmembrane transporter activity
Source: RefSeq, a predicted model, not a curated record
CCUAAUGCAUCUCGUGGGCCACCCUCUCGCCUCUUGUCUUCGCUCGUCUCCCUCUAUCUAGUGCAUCCAUCAUGGCCUCUGCUACACCACCAGUUGAACCAGCCAUCGCUGUGCCACAACCAACAAAGGGCAAGAAACCGCCCUACCCAUUCUACUUGGGUGGUCUCGCCGCAACCAUCGCAGCGUCAAUCACUCACCCUCUCGAUCUCACCAAAGUUCGCCUACAGGCAUCUGGCGAAAAGCGUAUGAUAGAAUCUAUGCGUAAGACUGUACGGACCGCAGGCGUACGUGGCCUCUUCGAUGGUAUCUCUGGCACGUGGCUGCGACAGAUGAGCUACUCUCUCUGUCGUUUCUGGGCCUACGACGAGAGUAAGAAAAUCCUUGGGGCUGGCCCAGACAGCCCUCCAUGGGUAUUGGCAACCGCAGGAGUCAUGGCUGGCAGUAUCGCAGGUGUAGUUGGAAACCCUGGGGAAGUCGUCAUGGUUCGCCUCCAAGGUGACUUUGCAAAACCACCCGAAAAGCGUUUCAAUUACAAGCAUUGUUUCGAUGCUGUGUACAGGAUCGUCCGCGAGGAAGGCGCUUCGUCCCUCAUGCGCGGUGUUGGACCGAACGUGAUCAGAAGUGUCCUGAUGAACGCAAGUCAGCUUGCUUCAUAUGACUUCUUCAAAUCCCAACUCCUCAAGACGAAUUACUUCCAGGACAAUGCUGUAUGCCACUUUACGGCCAGUUUUGCCGCGGGUACAGUAGCAACAACUGUCUGUUCCCCUGCAGAUGUCCUAAAAAGUAGGAUCAUGAAUGCCAGUGGACCUGGAUCUAGCUCCACAUUCAACGCCAUUCGUGCGUCGCUUGCCAACGAAGGGCCCAUGUUCGUGUUCAAGGGCUGGGUCCCUUCCUGGACACGUCUCCAGCCAACGACAAUCCUCAUUUUCCUUACACUGGAACAGUUGAGGCGGAUCGUAGAUUGGCAGCGAGGGACACUCUAAGUGUGCUGCCCUAAUUCACCCCCAUCCGCCAUCAUCUUUUGCUUAUAUCUACCGCAUUCUGACUUGACUACUUCUUACUCCCGUGUAUUCUGUAGGGCAUGGCGUUUCAUGUUGAGGAAGCGUUGUUACAUCUUGACC